CCCUUACCAAGAUGGCUGCGCCCGGUUCUGCAAAGUGUGAAAAUUUAUUAGAUAUGAAAAUUAAUACAGUUCGUUCACAGUGAUCUGAUCUGACAUAGCCGAAUUUCCAUCUAUGUCCAAUAAACUUUCUAACCCAACCGUUGUCACGUUCUGAAGUUGCCGAAUAUGAUUCUACAGAGGCGUUUCCUAACUAACUUUUGGACGCUUCGAACUUUGUCAUUGAAGAAAUCUUUUGCGGCAUGUUGUUAUUCUUCUGAAAGAAAUACGAACUUUUUUGUGACUACACCAAUAUUCUAUGUCAAUUCUUCACCUCAUAUUGGUCAUCUAUAUACAGUAGUCUUAGCUGAUUUUCUAUCUCGAUGGAAUGAGGUUAAAGGCCGGAAAGUUUUAUUUUCAACAGGAGUUGAUGAACAUGGAUUAAAGAUCCAGCAAAGUGCAGCAGAAUUGAACAAACGUCCAAUAGAAUUGUGUAAUAAAAAUUCUUCAAAAUUUAAGGACCUAUUUAAAUUGGCCAAUAUCAGUCAUACUGAUUUUAUUAGGACAACUGAAGAUAGACAUAGACAGGCUGUAGAAACAUUCUGGACACGGCUAGAGAAGAAUGGUUAUAUAUAUAAAGGUGUCUAUGAGGGCUGGUAUUCUAUAUCAGAUGAAGCUUUCCUAUCAGACAAUGAUGUCACCGAUAUGGAAAUAGAAGGCAAGAUGUGCAAGGUAUCUGUUGAAAGUAAAAGACCAGUGACAUGGAUGACAGAAGAAAAUUAUAAAUUUAAACUAUCAAGUUUUAAAGAUGGCAUCAGAGACUGGUUAAACACUGGAGCUGUUAAUCCUGUACAGUUUGAUGGUAUAGUAAGGAGGAUGUUAGAAGAACUACAAGAUCUAUCGGUAUCCAGACAAGCGGACAGAAUUUCCUGGGGUAUAACAGUUCCUGGGGAUUCUACACAAGUGAUAUAUGUAUGGUUAGAUGCUUUGGUAAAUUAUUUAACAGUAGCAGGCUAUCCUAAUAAUCUCACUACUUGGCCACCAGAUUGUCAAAUUAUAGGCAAAGAUAUCUUAAAGUUUCACGCUAUUUAUUGGCCAGCGUUCUUACUAGCAUCUGAAUUACCAUUACCUACAAAACUAUUCUGUCAUUCUCAUUGGUUGGUUAACAGAACUAAGAUGUCUAAAAGUAUAGGUAAUGUAGUAGAUCCUAUAGAUAGAAUAGAAAGAUAUACAGUUGAUGGUUUACGAUAUUUCUUACUCAGAAUUGGUGUUCCUGGUAGUGAUGGAAAUUACAAUGAUGAAUUGGCAGUUGACUGUAUCAAUUCAGAAUUAGUCAAUACCCUGGGGAAUCUCUUAAAUCGUGUCACAUCGUACAGUAUUAACCGUAGUCAAGUCUGUCCAGCCUCCUCUCAAGAAAACAUAGAAAAAUAUCUGACUAAAGAACAACUUGAGGAAUUCCAAAGCUUACGGAAUUUGCCAGAUAUUGUAGGUGAGUGCUAUGAGGAUCUCAAUGUGUACAAAGGACUUGAAAAAAUCAUGAGCUACCUUCAUUGGGUCAAUACUUUUAUUCAGGAACACAAACCAUGGCAACUAGCAAAACAAAGCAAAUCAUUGGACCAUUUAAAUACUGUUAUUUUCGUUGCCAUGGUUUCCAUGAGGACUUGUGGGAUAUUAUUACAACCUGUGGUUCCAGAUCUUUCAAACAAAUUGUUGGACAAAUUGAAUGUGCCAAAAUCUCAAAGACACUUCCAGGAUGCCACGGACAUUGUGUUUUCAAAUAAGGAUGUGCCGUUAGGGAAAGAUAACUCUGUUUUAAUAAAGAAACUUACUUAG
Lottia gigantea (owl limpet) is the source of this 1809-nucleotide messenger RNA. RefSeq lists its product as hypothetical. Lineage: Eukaryota; Metazoa; Mollusca; Gastropoda; Lottiidae. Gene Ontology annotation, molecular function: methionine-tRNA ligase activity; ATP binding. The transcript is spliced from 12 exons. Gene Ontology annotation, biological process: methionyl-tRNA aminoacylation. The record is from RefSeq and is a predicted model, not a curated record. Bases 166 to 1809 code for a protein of 547 amino acids.